GCAGCGGGGUUUUUGACCUGGGGUACAGAGUUCGUAUUAUAGAAUACACACCAACUCCUAAACGUUUCCUUGCGAACUGAUUACCCGGUGCCAUCAUUGAUGGACGCCGAACACCCCGAUGGACUAGCGUGCAAACGUUCGAUGCAUAGAAAAAGCUGUGAUGUGCCCAGGAAGAAGGCCAAAUUGCUUUCUGACGCAUGUCGAUCGGACCAUUCAUCUGUCGCGGAAAUGAGCGGUUGGCAGGCCGCUCUUGGUGCUUCGUUGGCCGACCAGUUGGAACGAUUGACUGUACAGCGCAGUUUAACAGCCCGCCAGGUUAAGAAAUUGCUGCGUGCAGUUCUUACCAACGACGAUGUUGUUUCCGCUUUCCGGCGAUAUAUUAACUUAAGUGAACCAGAAACUGGGGAACUGUCCAUCAGCACCAAACGAAAAGCGAAAGCUCUCGGCCUGCUUCCUGCAUCAGAUGGGGCUCAACUGGACUCAGCAUUUGAACCCAGAGUUAUUACUCGAUCCCUGGCACGCUCCAUCCGUCGUUCUCUACGCGAUUAUCUGCCCGCUGGUGCUUCUGGGUCUGGUAGGAAACCAUCUACUAUUUUGGAAAUGGAAUUUCCCAACGAAGAUGAGAGUGACAGAAAUGCAGUACCAUGUUGUGAAUCAGCGGACCAUGAUGAGGACUAUCAACCUGGCCCCUUGGACUGGUAUCUCUUAGAGCGGGAUCGUGCUCUCGAAGGUGCUUGCACAAAUCUUUCUCGGAGUCGAUUGGAUUCUUCUGUCUCCCAUUCAUCACAUACUGAAAACUCUACCCAGUCCAUUUCUAGCGUAAACAUGGCCGUGCCUGAUUGCCCUACCGGUGCAAGUGAUUUCUGCAAUCAGUCGUCUAAGUGGGCUUCUGCCGCCGUGGUUACUCACACUGUCCAAGAAGCAAGCCAUUCUACCGGUCAUCUGAAUUGGUCUGAUGUCCAGCGAACUCCGUUAACCGCUGAGUCCGAUUAUGGCGCCUAUUUGGAAGAACAUGAGGUAGAUGCUGAUAAAAGCACCCCCUCCACUCCCCUAUCGCGUUCAGUGGACGAAAGUCUGAACGAUCAAGAAGAUAGGAUUGAGGACAAUGAAGAUGAUGAUGAUGUGUAUACUGAAUUCCUGCGCUCACUGUUUGCUCCCUGUGAAAACGUGCAAGCUACACCAAAUACGAACGAUACUCCCUGCAAGCAAUCUGAUUACUCCAACUCAUCACAUUGUCUUGUGACUGCGCAACAAGACUCGACGCCACCACCAUGUGCCCACUCGCCCAACCAUCCUGCUCUUAAUACCGAGAGUGAUGCCGACGAUGAUCCUAACGAUCCCGAAUUCGAUGUCAUGGCCGAGUUGGACAAGGUCAGUCGAGAGGACUUUAUCGAUGAGCUACGUGAUGAUCGAGCUGUGCGGGUGUCUAAAAUGGAGGCCAAAUCACUCCAUCAAGAUUUACGCGAUUUAUUCAGCGAUGAGGAGGAACAGAGCGACGGCGGAUCCUCCGCCAUGGACCGGCCCAGUGCGUCCGCCGUCUUUGCGAUGAAAUCCCAAUGUCACCGUCUGCUACAUACGCAUCGUGUUCCGAAAUCCGAACCUCCAGAUCCCGCGAAUAAAUUGGGGCAUCGAGAUGAGCAAGCGCUUGGCGGCGUAUCAUUUCUGCCCACACCCGACUCACGGACGCCUCGUUGUUUUUCGCAAAUCAACUCACCAUCCCUGACCGCAGAUGAAUCCUUGCAAUUACAACGUCAAAUCGGCAUGCACGUACAAUUGCUGACCACGAACUUUCUUUGUUCCUACGAUUUCCCACACUUGCAUUCAACCGUCACUCGUCCAUGCGCUUGCGCUUUGAAAGAGUUGGCCUCCAGGCGCGAUGCUUUCGAUUUGAUGGCUCAGCAGCGCAUUGGCCUUGACACGUCUCACGCCUCUAUUCGUAGCUGCUACUGGUCUUGCUCAUGUCUUGACGACGCUGUUCAGCUUAUCACUGAGUACGCUGGUCUUUCCAUACUACCUCGUAUACCGAAGUCCACACGUCGGUCUGACGCGAGUUCGGCUGUUCCGGAUUCAAGCACUUCAUUGCUAGGAAACCAGAAGCGAUCGGGUUUGGGGAAUCUACCCCUACCAUUGUGUCUUAUCCACCUGAUGUUGAAUAACCCCAUUUGGUCUUACCCGUAUCUCAUGCCAGCAAGCCUGCCUGCCUUGCACGAACCCUCAGAUCAUUUCCAAAGCCGGCGUCGUGUGGCGUUUCACUCCUCCGAGGACGCUUUAAUUUUAUUAGGUUUGGCCGACUUUUGUAAUACCUCAACCCAACCUUCUACAGAAACACGAGGUGACGGGGAACAACAGUCUACCCAUGGACGUUACUUGACCUAUCGUUUAGUUCGAAAGCAUUUGCUUCCGCAUCGAAAUUUGUUACAGUUGCGCACACGUCGAUGGAACCUUAUAUCCGGUCGUGCGGCCAUGAGACGCAAACAUUCACUGGGUCUGACUCCGAUUCCAACGCGACGUCUUCUCCAACUAUAUUCCAACUGUACGCCUCUAGAUCGGGAAUUUUUGCACUCCCUGGCGGACGAAGUAGCAACUUCCUCAAUACCACACCAUAUCCCCUUUCGAUAUGGUUGCCUGUCCUCAAUGACUCCGAAAGAAUUGUUCGGACCUGAUUGUCUUCCUAUUCAGGCAGGAUAUGAGACUGUGUUGCUGAACGUGAUCACCGAGCGAUGCUACCGAGGUGAAUUGUCAAAACGCAUUCACGACAUACUCACAGAUUUUGUGCAACAUGCAGAAUGUCUAUGGUGGUCCAAUUCCACAGUUACGCCAUCAUCCAAUCAAAAUGCUUUCAAAUCCGAACCCGUCCCUCUGCAGCACAGAACAUCGGAACAGCCCAUUUUGAAGCCAGAGGAAGUCGAUGCAAAUCAUAUGGCGCCCUCCAUGCUUGGAGGCCCAACCUUUCUUCCGGCGUUGCCAGUCGAAUUUACUCCAGAUGGUAAUGUGAUUCUGAACACCAGAAGGGAGCCCACGCUGAUCGAGCUUCACAUGGAUGAGGGAACAUCUGACGCUACUCGCACCCCCAGGACGAUAACCAACGUAUCAAAGUAUGUCAAAUGCGUCAACCCACUUGACGAAACAAAGCCGAGUAUCACAGAUCAUAUUGAGACUCUCCUCUCUCGCAUUCGCUCUCAAGGCUUAGAUCCAACCCGACCAGCUACCCGACGCUUGACUACUGGAUUGACCAUCAAAACGAUUGCGCAAUUGUCCAACGCUCCUCGUCUGACGGGCAAAUUGCCCUUACCACCACUGCACAAGCCUUCUAUCGCAGUCGCUAAACGCUUGGCUUACAAGCGUUAUAAGUCGGGCAGAAGACGUCGGAAUAGGCGUCCUCUUUCUUCUAUCAUUAUCACACAACCUACCAAGGCUCUACAGGACACUGGGACCGCUGCAGUCACCUCGGUGGCGAAGACCGGGCUCACUCCCAUCACUUCGGUACCCAAAGUGGUCACUCGUUCAAGCUGUAUUUUGUCGACGGCUCGUCAGGAACAGCGUAGCCCUAAAUCACUCGGUGAUCUUGGCCUGCUCCGUUGUCAAGAAUAUGUGGACUCAUUGAUAAAACAAUUUCAUUUUGGUAUGGACAAAUUGUUGAACGUACAUGGAACCUCCGUUUUGGGACCCGCGCGAUUCCCUCCACUUGCCAAGGCAUCUCUGUUCCACGCGAAUGACCCUCCUCCUCCCCAUCCAGCGCGGAGUGAUUACCUAACUGCUCCGAUUGAGCGGUGGAUCACCCAACAGCAGCCACAGCAAAUUUCCGUUUUCCCCACAUCGUGUCUUCUCACAGCUGGUCGCUUCUUGAACCGUUGCAAAGCUCGUGGUGAAGCCACUUCCGCCGAUUUGUUUACCCUCGCCUCUUCUGCUGUCCCACAGCGGCAGUCGGUUGCGGAUGAACAUGACGUCCAUCGAGCGAGAUCCAUUCUUGAUCGAUGUCGUGCGUAUCUUUCCCCCGGUGAAUAUGGAGCUAUUGUUUUCACUCUUAGAAGACUGAAUCACUUAGUGCACAGCUCCAACGGUUCGGGGCUCACGCUAUCCCAAUGCAAGAAGCACAUCUUAACCGGCCUCGUUUCAAUCUUGGAUAAAUUAAAAACUAAGCCUUCUUUGUGGGGCGAUUUUAUUUGCUUGCUGACGGCAGAUCAGGCACAGCAACUAGGCCUGUUGUCGACGUAUUUCGAUUUGACUCGCGUUAACCGUGCACAACGCAUAUUACAAGACUUGAUCCCUCGGGGAAAACGAUUUUGGAGACGGUUGAGAAACUUGGCAGACAGCUGUUAUUCAGAAAAUCGGCGACCCACAAGCGAUGGGACAAAGGGUGGCAAUUGCCCUACGAGUACUACUGCUACUGUGUCGCCGUUAUCCGCUACGGCCUCUGCACCCCCCAAAGGACGUCGCAAGCCAUUCAGACGCAGCAGAAUAGUCCGUUUUCCUGUCACCAAGACUUGGGCCUUGUUAGAGAGUACUUGGAGAAACCGUCCCGUCCUUCUGUCACAGCUAGCCUGCCUUUUGAACGUGACGCACAAGCCAUAUUCAGGAUUCGACCAGAGCUUCGAGGAAAUCGAUCUGCUCACUCGACAGCCACUUGGUAAACCGAGUUUUGUUGCCUCAGAAAGUGCGUCACCAACCACUCUUUCACCUGCACUCGCGGAUCCCUUUACUGCGCUCUCCGGUUCGGAAGAUGGUUGGGAGGUGUGCACUAGCUUAUCUGCAGCCACGAAGUAUUAUGGAUUUGAACAUACAUCUAGUGCAUCUUGGCGAAAUUGUCCUUGUCCUUGUCACCCAAACUCGAUGAUGGCCACCUCUGGCAAGUCCAGUAAGGCCGGCUCCAGGCACUGCAUCUCAUGCAGUUUGAGAGUUCACCGGGGUAUCGUCUACGUGGGCGAGUGCAAUAUACGUUUGCGUCCAGUUCACAUCACAUGGCCACCUGGUUUCAAACCUAAGGCAUCUUUGUUACCAGCGUCCUCCAGCAAGGUUAGCCAACGCUCUAAGGCGAAACAAAUACUUCAUUGUCGCUAUGGUAUCAUCCAUUGUUCUGGUUACUCCUCAACCCGGGCAACAUUGGCUCAACUUGCAGAAUUGCAUGCACGCUCUACUACAACGGAUCUCGAGGAUAAUCAAGCUUCCAUUUUGCCGGAUAUGGCACGGCGUCAUGUAGCCAUUGAGUACGUUCCACCCCCAAGACCAAACUUCCUUCCCCAACCAACACUAUCAACUGUUACCGAGUGUUUAAAUGGGCAUGACGAGGAGUUGGAACCAUCACCCAGCGAAGCGGCCGACGACUCGCUAGGACUCGGUUCACCGGAUUGUGCGGCUAGAUCCAAUCUAUCUCCAUUGCCAAAGCGCAACGUGCCAUCACACUGGUUUAUCGAGGAUGAUGAUGCUGCGUGCUUCAAUACGGAGGCUUUCGCGUCUUCCACAACCCAUACCGCUCUCCCAGAGUCCUCUCCAGCGAACUCCUUCAAAUCCGCUCCAGGGAUGCCAGAUGUAAUAGACAACUCCUGGGAUUUGGAAGAAGAUCGACAAUUGUUGGAAUACACCAAAUCCAGGGGACGUUAUAGCACUUCUAUGUUUGCUGAUUUGGCCAAGUGUUGGGUCCCUAAACCCUUCCCCAUCUCAAGACCUCGCAAAGCACAUGAGCUAGAAGCUCGCUUCAAGCGGCUAAUGCUGCUAACCUUAGGCGACGCAUAUGACCCUAUUUUAUUCCGUAGUCCUGAAAGAGAAAGUUCCGAAGACAAUUAAUACAUCUUCGAACUUCAGCAUUUUACUUGCCAUACCUGGGAGAUGAUUCUUUUUCGUACUUCUUUUAUCCCCUCUUCUCUUGACUUUAAACUCACAUAUGUAUCAUCUCUGUUCCCUUUUUUCCUAUAUCACUUUAUCGACACGUACUUCCCAUGGUGUUUUUGUUCACUCAGGUCAUCAGGAAUCUUCGAAAUCCGCCAUCCAUCCAUUGGGGCUUCCGAGCGCAU
This is a messenger RNA of Dicrocoelium dendriticum, 6008 nucleotides long. Lineage: Eukaryota; Metazoa; Platyhelminthes; Trematoda; Plagiorchiida; Dicrocoeliidae. The record is from the annotation of a GenBank genome assembly.